AAUCGGCAAGUGAAUAUUUGUAUUGAGAAUAUAUGUAUAAGGAAUUUUAUUAUUCACCAGAGCGUUUACGCAUCUGCAGAGCGUGCUGCAUUUCAAAAAUCAUUUUUUUAAGUUAUAUAUAUAUAUAACAUUAGAACUUUAUCAAACAGACAUAUCAGUAUGAGGAAUCCAAACCGAGAAGUAUUUAAAUAUCAUGGAAAAUGCAAGCCCAAAUUUUAUAAUCAGUUUUUCAAUCCGAAUAUUUGCCACCAAGAAGCACAAAAAGGUACACCAAACGGAACAUGCGGAAAUUUGCACAAUUAUAGCAGAAGUUUUGAAAGUAAAACCGCAGAGAGACACUCGUAGGUACAACGACUGGCAACAAUGGAUCCAAUCAAGAAAAGAAUUUAUGAAAUUAGUCCAAGAGAGAUGGGGCCGCCCAAUAGACGAGUACGUGAACCAGGUGAUAAUGUGGUCAAAAUCAUGUAUUGUUUGUUAUCAACAAGCUGAAUUACGGGUUUGCCAAAGAUGCUUUUCCGUUAAUUAUUGCAAUGAGCACGUGGAAAUUUUUAAUAGGAAACACGGUGAGGCUAAAUGCGACCAAUUCAUGCUACUGUUGAAUAUUAAUAUCGAAACUAUCUCUGGUAAUACAACUGACUUAUCGUACAAAUUCCUUUCGUUUGUUAAUGCAAAGAGUCAUUUUGAAGAGAUGCUUGAAUUUUGUCUUGAAUUUAUGAUAAUGCAAAAAAGAGAUCUGGAUUGGAUUGCUAAAGACUAUGUCUUAUCUGAUUAUCUUUCUGAACCACUAACAGUCUAUUCUGGGUUAAAGAGAAUAAAUUUGUUAAAUGUUUUACAGGAAAGUUGUCCUGUUAUUCAUAUUAUAUCUAUAAACUCCAUAGGCAGAAAUAGUGCAGCGACUUGGGAAAUUUUGUUGCAUCUUCUACCCGAAGUGUUACAGCUAAUAAUCGUUUUGAUAGACCCAGAAUUAACGUAUAGUUCGAAAAAAUACGAACUUUGUUAUUGGUGCAAAAUGGAGAAAAGGACUCUUUAUUUCGUUACUAUUCCUGUAAUAUACUAUAAAUUUAUAAAUUCAUUUGAAAAAUGUAAUAAAAACCCAAAUGUGAUAGUAGGAUUUCAUGUCAAACUAAAUGAAAGUGACACAUGGUCGAAAUCUAUAGAAAUGAUACAAAAUCUCUCCUGUCCGUUACUUUUGGGUUUUUCAUGUAAACAAGAAGCGCAAAAAAGUAUAACUAAAAUACAAGAAGUUCUAGAAACAAAUAUAAAACCUACUUUUAAUCAACGAAAUCACUUUGGUGGUCUUGCACCUCACAGAGACUUAGAUACUGAUGAUAUAUAUUUUCGUAAUGAACAUUUACUUAUUUACGAUAGAUUAUAUUGACUUGAUUCUGACCAAUCUACCAGUUAAUGCGAAUAGUUGUACCUUCGCUUUAGUAACAUUAUCCUGCUAUUUGUUGUAUUAAUAUUUAUUUUAACAAAACAAACAUUAAAUUGUUGUUAUAAAUAAACUAUAAACGUCUUUAAUGAAGAAGAGAAGAAUUAAUCUGUUUAAAAGUUUAUCUAGAAUUUACCUCAAGCUUACUAAAUAUUUGCACGUACUCGCAUCGUUUAUAUAUUUUCGCACAUCAUUAUGGUUGAUUUUUAUAGUUGGAGUCGGAAAUAUCUCAAAUAUUAUUAAAAAUGUAUAAUGUUUAUGAACUAAGACAAAAUUUAAUAUAAAAAAAAUCAAAUAUCGUUCAAUAUCUUAAUGAAUUGCGUUUUUUAUCGUCACUUUGUCUCCCGAGUAAACAGUAAUUAUCAAUAACAUAAUAUUAAUGUCAUAAUUUCUUAUUCAACAAUACAAUAUAACGCGAGUGUUAUAUAACAGUUACAUUGUUAAGCGGGAAAUUAUAACAUUGAUGCAAUAUUAUUGUUAGUUGGUGUUUACUCGGCCGGUGUUUUUGUAUUUGUCAACAAAUGAUACCUUGUAUUCAUUACUUGCGAUAUUAAAAUUUCUUUCUGCAAAGUCAUUAUAUUCAUACUCGACAUAUUACGCUAAAAAUUAAUAAUUAUUAAAUAAUUCUGCAAUAGCUUUUCUAAGUCACGUCUGCUUGAUAAUCUAAUUUUUCUUUUUUUUUAAAUAUAAUGUUUUUAGUUUCCAAAUAUAUGAAUACACACUUUUUUACAUACUGUUUUUACAUGUACAUAUCUUCUUCGCUCAUUUUAAAAUUUAUUCAGUAUAUUCGAUUUGGAAACGAUUUGGAAAUUUCUAUAUCCUUGUAUCUCUGGUCACAUUUUAAAAUGACAACAGUUCCCGAGACACUUAGAAACACAAAUAAACACUUUAUUAUUGUCCUUCGAGCAAUCGUCGAAUGAAUUUAUAUUGAGAAUUUAUACAAGGAAUUUCAUUACUCUUGCUCACAUGCCUAGUUUCGCAAAUCAUUUCUCAAGUAAUAUUACACACAUUAGUAUUUAGAAAUCUUCAUUAAAUAGACAUAUCAGUAUGAGCAAUCCAAAUAGAGAAGUGUUGAAGUAUAGAGGAAAAUACACGCCCGAACUUUAUAAUCAGUUUUUCAAUCCGAAUAUUUGCCACGUUUGCAAGUCGAUAGAUAGAGACAAUUUGAUAUUAUGUGACCAGUGUUGCUUGAUUUCAUACUGCAGCAAAGAGCACAAAACGAUACACUACAUAGAACAUAUGGAAAUCUGCACUAUUAUAGCUGAAGUUUUGAAAGUAAAAUCGCAGAGAGACACUUGCGGAUACAGCGACUGGCAACAAUGGAUUCAAUCAAGGAAAGAAUUUAUGAAAUUAAUUCAACAAAAAAUUGACCGACCUAUGGAGCCAUACAUGCAGCAAAUGAUCUUGUGGUCAAAAUCAUGUAUUGUUUGUUUCAAACAAACUGAACUGCGUGUUUGCAAGAGAUGCUUUUCCGCUAAUUAUUGUGAUGAGCACGCAGAAGUCUUUCAUAAGAAACAUUAUAACGGCAAAUGUGAUCGUCUGAUGCUAGCACUCAAUAUAGAUAUCCAAACUAUCUCUGGUAAAAUUACUAAUAUAUCCUACGAAUUCUUUAAGCUGGUUAAUUACUGUAGUCAUUUUGAAGAGAUGCUGGAAUUUUGUAUGAAAUUUAUGCUAAUGCAAAGAAGAGACCUGGAUUGGAUUACUAAAGAUUUUGUCCAGUCUGAUUACCUUUCAGACCCAUUGACGAUCUAUUCCGGAUUAGACAGAUUAAGUUGGUUAAUUAUUUUACAACAAUAUCAUGUUAUUAUUCAUAUUAUAGCUGCAAAUCCUAUGAAGAGAGAGGGUCUACUAGCUUGGGAAAUUUUGUUACACCUUGUACCUGAAUUGCAGCAUCUAACGAUUAUAAUGAUAGGGUCAGAAUUAGUAUAUAAUUCUGAUUCACCGAAACUUUGUUUUUCUUGCAUGUGCAAGAAAAAGGAAUUGACUAUACUUUCGUUUCCUAUGUUAUACCACGAUUAUCUAGACUCAUCUGCGAAAUUUAAGAUACCAACUAUUAUUAUAGGAUUUCAGGUGGAACUUAAUAAGAGUGAUACAUGGUUGAAACCUCUAGAAGCAAUCGAGAGUCAAUGUACUCCGUUAUUUUUAACCUGUGUAUCCGAAAAAAUAGCGCGGAAUAACAUAAUUAUAAUACAAGAAGUUCUGGAUAAAAUCGUAGAACCUAUUUUUAGUAAAAGAAAUCAUUUCAGUGGUCUUACACCACAUAAAGACUUAGAGACUGGCGAUACCUAUUUUCGUAAUGAACAUUUAAUUAUCUACAGCGAUUUGCUUCUUUACGAUACUGACCAAUCCAUUACUAGCUCGGAAGAAUAAUUGUACUAUCGCUUUAGGAACAAUACCAUAAAUUGGAUACCAUAAAUUAAGUUUUUGUGCAUACAAACACACACACACACGCGCGCGCGCGCGCGCGUGUGUGUGUGUGUGUCAAAUAAACUCUGAGUGUUUUUAAUAAAGAUUACCCUUUUUCAUCGCGCUUAUAUUGUUUUUCAUCGAUAAGGUAUUAUUAUAGUAAUAGAUGUAAUAAUUGAAUAAUCACAUAACAUACUUUAUACAGUGUAUUUAACAAUUAGUAAUUUAAUUAAGACAACGAAUAAAAUCCGCUCGUAUUAAUAGUAA
This is a messenger RNA of Odontomachus brunneus, 4105 nucleotides long. RefSeq lists its product as uncharacterized. Bases 194 to 1378 code for a protein of 394 amino acids. The record is from RefSeq and is a predicted model, not a curated record. Lineage: Eukaryota; Metazoa; Arthropoda; Insecta; Hymenoptera; Formicidae. Gene Ontology annotation, cellular component: extrinsic component of mitochondrial inner membrane. The transcript is spliced from 2 exons.